Molecule: messenger RNA, 2223 nt
Organism: Drosophila arizonae
Lineage: Eukaryota; Metazoa; Arthropoda; Insecta; Diptera; Drosophilidae
Product: kinesin-like protein Klp59C
Biological process (GO): microtubule depolymerization; microtubule-based movement
Cellular component (GO): microtubule
Molecular function (GO): microtubule motor activity; microtubule binding; ATP binding
Source: RefSeq, a predicted model, not a curated record
AAAAAUUUUUCUAUACACAUUUUUUAUUGCACGAGCUGUAUUUUAUGUCUACAACUAACUUUUCGGUCUCGUUUUUUGUCAUAAAAGGGCAAUAGUAAAAAUUUCCUUCAUAUUUCAGUUGCUGAAUCGCUCAGAAAUUAUUUGCACACACUCACACACAUACACAUAAAUACAUUUCACCAACAACUUUGUUGUUUCAAAUCAAAAUUUUUGGUGCACUGUCACACGGAUUCCGGUCAUGGAUUUCCUAUCCAUUAAUCAGCAGGUGUUCAUACGUCGCUCCGACGGGCGCAUCCACCAGGCUGGCAUCAUCAAGCUGGACGGCAGCGCCAAUAAAAUUGUGACGGUCGAAUGGAACGAGGGCGUGGUGACGCGCGGCAAGGAGGUGCCGCUCAACACGAUAAUCAAGCUCAAUCCGCAGAUUUACGACGCGCCUGCAGCAAUACGACCCUCACAGAACAAUACCUUGGUCUCCAUACCGCCGCGGCCGGCUCAAGCCCAGGCCAGCGGCCAGGGCCCCAAGGCCGUAAUGCUGGCGCGCCAGCGAAUCGCUACGGCCGUAAUGCCAGCGACGGCAGCGGCGGUGCCCCGCACCGUGCCCGAGUCCCCCAAGGACGAUGUCGUCGUGGAGAUCGAGCGACUGCGCGUCAAGCGCGAGCGACGCCGCCAGGUGCACGACGAGACGCGGGCGCUGCGCCAAUCGCUCAAGGACGCAGAUCCCAAGAAUCCGAACUGGGAAAUCGCACGCAUGCUGCGCAUGCAUCGCAUGCAAAUGACCUUCCAGCCGGAGAGCUUCGCAAGCACCCCCACCAAGCAGCAUCAGAUAUUGGUGUGUGUGCGCAAGCGUCCGCUGAACCGACGGGAGCUGAAUAAUUUCGAGCCGGACGUGGUGAGCGUGCCCAACAGGGAGCUGCUGGUGGUUCAUGAGCCGCGCAAGCAGGUCAAUCUGACCAAGUUCCUGGAGCACCACAACUUCCGCUUCGACUACACAUUCGACGACGACUGCAGCAACGCCCAGGUCCACGAGCGGACAGCCCGGCCGCUCGUCCGUCACAUCUUCGAGGGGGGCAUGGCCACCUGCUUCGCCUACGGCCAGACGGGCAGCGGCAAGACUCACACCAUGGGCGGCGUGUUCACGGGCAAGCAGCAGAACUGCCGCGAUGGCAUCUACGCCCUGGCCGCCGGCGAUGUCUUCGAGUACCUCCGCCAUCCAAAAUACGCUCGCCUGGGUCUCACCGUGAGCUGCAGCUUCUUUGAGCUGUACGGCACUCGGGUGUACGAUCUGCUGAUGCCCGGCAAGCCGCAGCUGCGCGUGCUGGAGGAUGGCAAGCAGAAGGUGCAGGUGGUGGGCCUCACCGAGGAGCCCGUGGCCAACACCGACGAUGUCCUGAAGCUGCUGGAGCUGGGCAACAGUGUGCGCACCUCCGGCCAGACCUCGGCCAACUCCAAGUCGUCGCGCUCGCACGCCGUCUUCCAAAUUGUGCUGCGCUUGCCCCCCAUGGGUCAGCUGCAUGGCAAGUUCUCGCUCAUCGACUUGGCGGGCAACGAGCGCGGCGCCGACAACAGCAGCUCGAAUCGGCUAACGCGGCUGGAGGGCGCCGAGAUCAACAAGUCCUUGCUGGCGCUCAAGGAGUGCAUUCGGGCCCUGGGACGUCAGUCGGCCCACCUGCCCUUUCGCGGAUCCAAGCUGACCCAGGUGCUGCGCGACUCGUUCAUUGGCGGCAAGAAGGUGAGGACCUGCAUGAUAGCCAUGAUCUCGCCCAGCCUGCGCUCCGUGGAGCAUACGCUCAAUACGCUGCGCUAUGCGGAUCGUGUCAAGGAGCUGACUGCCCACGCCCUGGCCAAGGGCAAGCUGCCCGCGCACAAAGCGAAUCUCGCCCAGAGCAACUCGCUGCCGGACAUCACGAGCCAGGCCACUCAGGUAAGUCGAGUCUCCUCGAGCGCCUCAAUGCCUGGCGUCGACACUCAUGCUGAGCACAUGCACAGCAUCUGGAAUGCCUAUACUGUCGGCUCGGCCCUGGAGGACGAAAAUCUGGCGUACUUCAACGAGGCCACCGACAACUACGAUAAUGGAAAUGGAGAAGCGACCAAGCCAUAAUAUUCCAAGCAUUCAAGCGAGAAACUCGUUCCACUUGAGUUUCAACAACAAGCCGAAUCCGUUGGCGCCACUAUCAACAACAAAAACAACAACAAAUACACACAGAAACAAAAUACCAAAUUUUG